AUGUUGUUGCUCGACUACCAAAACGUCUUGAUUGAGUCGCUGCUCAAGGACCGCUUCUCUGGCGCUACCCCCACUUCAAUUGACCAGAUUGUCUCUGAUUUCGACGGCGUCACCUUCCACAUCUCAACCCCCACAUCAAAGACAAAGAUCCUCAUCUCCAUCAACAUCAAAUGCUACCACGAGCUCAUCAAGUAUGGCGCCGAGCAGGUCCUCCAGCGUGAAUACGACGGCUACAUUGUUUCACCCGAGUCUGGCUACGACUUUUCCGUCGAGAUCGACCUCGAGAACCUCCCUCAAGACGAACAAGCCCGCACCGACCUCAUCUCCCGCCUGAGUCUGCUGAAGCGCAACGCCAUGGCCGCUCCCUUUGAGCAGGCUUUUGACGAGUACCAAGCUCUACACGAGGAGGCUUCCAAAUACACUUCUGAAUCCGCUCCCCAGGGUGUCCUUGAGGGCGGCCAGGUCAGAGCUAUUCACUAUCGCGAGGAGGAGGCCAUCUACGUCAAGGCCAGUCACGACCGUGUCACUGUCAUUUUCAGCACAAUCUUCCGCGAGGAAACAGAUCGUAUCUUUGGAAAGGUUUUCCUGCAGGAGUUCGUUGAUGCCCGUCGCAGAGCUAUUCAGAACGCUCCUCAAGUCCUCUUCCGUCACGACCCGCCUCUGGAGUUGCAGGGCAUGGCUGGUCUGCCUCCCUCCGGCACCGCUGACGUCGGCUACGUUACUUUCGUUCUGUUCCCUCGCCAUCUUCAGCCCGCAAGAAGAUACGAGGUCAUUUCCCACAUCCAGACUUUCCGCGAUUACUUCCACUACCACAUCAAGGCUUCAAAAGCCUACAUCCACUCGAGAAUGCGCAGACGAACUGCCGACUUCCUUCAAGUCCUUCGUCGUGCAAGACCAGAGGCCGAGGAAAAGGAGCGCAAGACAGCCAGUGGCAGAACCUUCAGAGUUCAGGCAUAG
Messenger RNA from Aureobasidium melanogenum CBS 110374, 957 nucleotides. RefSeq names its product actin-related protein-like protein 2/3 complex subunit 2. Gene Ontology annotation, molecular function: actin filament binding; structural constituent of cytoskeleton. Gene Ontology annotation, biological process: Arp2/3 complex-mediated actin nucleation; actin filament polymerization. Bases 1 to 957 code for a protein of 318 amino acids. NCBI's taxonomy places the organism in Eukaryota, Fungi, Ascomycota, Dothideomycetes, Dothideales, Saccotheciaceae. The record is from RefSeq and is a predicted model, not a curated record. The transcript has 3 exons. Gene Ontology annotation, cellular component: actin cytoskeleton; Arp2/3 protein complex.